This is a messenger RNA of Galeopterus variegatus (Sunda flying lemur), 1436 nucleotides long. Its product is annotated as cysteine-rich secretory protein 2-like. The record is from RefSeq and is a predicted model, not a curated record. Bases 1 to 1020 code for a protein of 339 amino acids. Gene Ontology annotation, cellular component: extracellular region. The transcript has 9 exons. NCBI's taxonomy places the organism in Eukaryota, Metazoa, Chordata, Mammalia, Dermoptera, Cynocephalidae.
AUGGCGCCCUUCCGGGUUCUUCUCCACUGUAGAAGCCCACCAGCACCAAACCUCAACCAGUCACAGUGUUGCCUAAGAGUUCGAACAGAAAUCUUCCUUCCCCACGUGGCGGUAAUUAGAGAAGAGAACUCCGCUUUUCUUUGUGCAGUCCUGGAGGGGAAUAUGGAAGAGGUGGGAAGAAUCCACUCCGCAGGGCGACAACGCGCUGACGGCAUAAAGCCCCUUGACAUCGCCCGCAUGCAACGACCUGGGGAGUUGACAGUCAACAUCAGGGGCGAGCAGCAGCUCGUCUCCGGCUCCUGCCCUCCUGCACGAUCUGAAGCUCUGGAGCCGGGAUACCAUGUUAAGGCAAAGGAUCCAGCUUUUUCUGCUUUGUUAACCACACAAUCACAAGUGCAGAAGGAGAUUGUAAACAAACACAAUGAACUAAGGAAAUCAGUCUCUCCAUCUGCCAGCAACAUGCUAAAAAUGCAAUGGAGCAGAGAAGCAACAGCCAAUGCCCAAAAGUGGGCAAACAAGUGCACUUUAGAACAUAGUGAUCCUGAGGAACGAAAAACAAGUAGGAUAUGCGGUGAGAAUAUCUAUAUGUCAAGUGAUCCCAAUUCCUGGUCAGAUGCAAUCCAAACCUGGUAUGAUGAAAGUCUAGAUUUUGUCUAUGGUGUAGGAUCAAAGAGUCCCAAUGCAAUGGUUGGACAUUAUACUCAGCUUGUUUGGUAUUCAUCUUACCUCGUUGGAUGUGGAAUUGCCUACUGUCCCAAUCAAGAUAGUCUAAAAUACUACUAUGUUUGCCAAUAUUGUCCUGCUGGGAAUACUGUGAGUAGGAAGAAUACCCCUUACCAACAAGGAAGACCUUGUGCCAGUUGCCCUGGUGACUGUGACAAUGGACUAUGCACCAAUGGUUGCGAGUAUGAAGAUCUCCUUAGUAACUGUGCUUCCUUGAAGAAAACAGCUGGCUGUGAACAUGAAUUGGUCAAGGAAAAGUGCAAGGCUACUUGCCAAUGUGAAAACAAAAUUUACUAAAAUGCCCAGUGCAGGUCAUGUAGGACUAUGUGCAGAAGGUCUGCAUCAUGUAACUGACACACACCAGGGGAAAAUUGUAGGUAUGUUAGUUGCAAAUUUGAUCCCAAACAGCAAUGCACCUUUUUAUCCUAGAUCUUUACACAAAUCUCUUCCAUGCAAUAAUUUGCAAAAAUAGCAUAGUGUAUGGUGACAACUUUGCACUUUGAUAUAAAUUUGGUGCUUUAGCUAUAAUGAAUUGAAUGAAGUUGAGGAUUGUUAAAGUUGUAUAAUUAUAGGAUUUAGGUCACUAGAACUUUGGAUCAAAGUGGAGAAUUGAGUGUUUCCUGAAACAGCAUACUAAAGCCUGUAAUACCAUUGUCAGUCCUACUACAUGAUUUUUUACCUGCAUAAUAAAUAAAUUCAAAGCUUGACAUCUA